UGUGCGGGGCGGGCGGGCAGAGCCCGCGGCGUGGCGGCACCGCCGCCCCCCGCCCGGCAGCGCGGCGACCCCGGCCCGCCAUGGGGCCCGCCCGCGCCGAUUACCUGGCGCCCUGGUGGGCGGCCUGGCUGCACGGGCUCCCGCACCGCGACCCCCGCCUGCAGCCCGUGCCCAGCACCUUCCGCCCGCAGGACCCCGACUACCAGCAGUCGCUGCUUGUCCUGGGCUUGCUGGCCGCCGUGUGCCUCGGCCUCAACCUCCUCUUCCUCACCGUGUACCUGAUCUGCCUGUGCUGCUGCAAGAGGGAGCAGGACGCCGAGAGCAAGCGGCCCCACUCGUGUUGUGUCACCUGGAUGGCCGUCACCGCCGGGCUCAUCUGCUGCGCCGCCGUUGGCGUCGGCUUCUACGGGAACAGCGAGACCAACGACGGCGUUUUCCAGCUGCUCUAUGCCCUGGACCACGCCAACCAGACCCUGACUGGCAUCGACUCCCUGGUUGCCAGCACCACGCUGCAGAUGCAGGGAGCGCUGGAGCAGCACCUGGCACGGCUGAACGAGCUGCUGGCCUCGCGGGGGGAUUACGUGCAGACCCUCAAGUUCACGCAGCAGCUGGCUGGCAGCAUUGUCCUGCAGCUCCAGGGGCUGCCAGCCUGGCGGGGCGUCAGCGCUGACCUCACCGAGCUGUCGGGACAGGUGGCCUAUGUGGAGUAUUACAGGUGGUUGGCUUACCUGCUCUUCUUCAUCCUCGUCCUCACCGUCUGCCUGCUGGCCUGCCUGGGGCUGGCCAAGCACUCCCGCUGCCUCCUGCUCCUGAUGCUGUGCUGUGGGCUGCUCAUGCUGGUCCUCAGCUGGGCCUCCAUGGCCGUGGACACGGCGGCUGCAGUGGGCACCAGCGACUUCUGUGUGGCCCCGGACAAGUUCAUCAUGAACCAGACAGAUGAUGAGAUCAGCGCAGAGGUGGUUCAUUAUUACCUGUACUGUGACCAGAGCCUGAGCAGCCCCUUCCAGCAGGCUCUCACCGUGUUCCAGCGCUCGCUGACCACCAUGCAGAUCCAGAUCCAGGGGCUCAUCCAGUAUGCGCUGCCCCUCUUCCCCACAGCUGAGAAAGACCUUUUGAGGGUGCAGCAGCUCCUCAACUCCUCGGAGACCAGCCUGCACCAGCUGACAGCGCUGCUGGACUGCCGGGGGCUGCACAAGGACUACCUGGAUGGCCUCAUUGGCAUCUGCUACGACGGCGUGGAGGGGCUGCUCUACCUGGGGCUCUUCUCCCUGCUGGCGGCCGCCGCCUUCUCCACGGUGAUCUGCGCGGCCCCACGAGCCUGGCAGCAGCUGGCUGGGAGGGAGCGGGACUACGAUGACAUGGACGAGGAGGACCCGUUCAACCCCGCAGCACGGCGCAUGGCCACGCACCGCCCUCCGCGGGGGCAGCUGCGCAGCUUCUGCAGCUACAGCAGCAGCCUGGGCAGCCAGAGCAGCCUGCAGCCCCCGGCAGCACAGACCGUGUCCAACGCCCCCGUGUCUGAGUACAUGAACCAGGCCGUGCUCUUCGGAGGGAACCCCCGCUAUGAGAACGUGCCCCUCAUCGGGAGGGGCUCUCCUCCCCCCACGUACUCCCCGAGCAUGAGGGCCACGUACCUGGCGGUCACCGAUGAGCACAUCCGGCACCGCGGCGACUUCCCGGCCUAGGAGGGGACACCAAAGAGCCCGAGGGACAGCACAGCACGGGGUAGGAGCCACGGCGGGGCUGGGGGACAAACCUGGAGCCCCCCAGCACCCCCUGCCCUCACAGCCCCACACCUGCUGCCUUAGGGGCUCCCGGGAGCGCAGAGGGGCUGCGGGGGCUCCUCCUGUCCCUGUGGAACGUUCUGGAGCACAAACCCCGCGCCAUGCUGCCCUGGGGCUCCCCUAGCAAUGCAGCACCAACCACUAGUGAUCCCAAACCCUUCCCCAGCCCUUUCCAGCUGCCCUGGCUUUUCCCAGGAUGAGGGAUUUGGGAUGUUUUGGCCCUGGCAUUUCCCAGGAUGAGGGAUUUGGGAUGUUUUGGCCCUCGCAUUUCCCAGGAUGAGGAAUUUGGGAUGUUUUGGCCCUGCUGGUUUUCCCUCACUUUGCCCCCGGGGUUUGGGAGGUGCUGGCUCUGUUCAGAGAGGGGUCACUGCAGUGGGGUUUGGGGUGGGUUUAGGCUCUUUUUGGUCCCCCAAGGCGGGUGUGGGAUGGGGCAGGCUCCCCUCCUCCUGCAGCCCUGGAGUGGUCACACAUCCCCUGGGAGAGGGACAGGAGCUGCUGGGGCAUCCCUGGGGUGGGACAACAUGGACCUGCCACCCUGGAGGCUCAGCCAGCAUUUCCAGGGUGGGGAGCUGAGAGAGCUGAACCUGCCCCUUUGGGCUGCCCUUUGGCACAGGGACCCCAGGAAAGGCCCCUUCCCCCUGGUUCAGGGAUGGACCCCCUGCCCCAUCCACCCAGACCCCAAAGGGUGCAGAUGGGCAGUGGUGUGUGCCCACCCCAGUGCCAGGACAUCCCUGACUCCCCACUCCAUAUUCCCCGUGACUAGCAUCCCUCCCCUUGGGGAAUAUCCCGAGGGAUUUUUUUAUUUCUUUGGCUUUUAACGUUUCCAUGUAACGGUACUGGUAGAAGAGCUGUUGUAACCGCAUGUGAACUAACCGAAGGGCUCCGGCUGGGGGCUGGAGUCCGGCUGGAUUUGUUUGUGCCCUUUUGGGAGGAAAGAUAAUAAACACUUGGACUAAA
Molecule: messenger RNA, 2741 nt
Organism: Zonotrichia leucophrys gambelii
Lineage: Eukaryota; Metazoa; Chordata; Aves; Passeriformes; Passerellidae
Gene: TTYH2
Product: tweety family member 2
Exons: 14
Coding region: 81-1685 (534 amino acids)
Cellular component (GO): plasma membrane
Molecular function (GO): volume-sensitive chloride channel activity; intracellularly calcium-gated chloride channel activity
Source: RefSeq, a predicted model, not a curated record